AUGCUCCGCGGACUGGCCCGGGCCGCUGCCAGGCGACCCGGGGCCCUCUGGACGCGGGGGUCUGGGAGCGGGACGGGGGUCCCAGCGCACGUGGUGGACCUGCGCAGCGACACGGUGACCAGACCCGGGCCGGCCAUGAGGCGCGCCAUGGCCGAGGCGGUCGUGGGGGACGACGACUACGGCGAGGACCCCACCGUCCGCGAGCUGCAGGAAAAGGUUGCCAAGCUGCUGGGGGUGGACCAGACCUUGUUUGUGCCCACUAACACCAUGGCCAACCUCAUCUCUGUGAUGUGUCACUGCCAGCGCAGGGGUUCCCAGCUCCUCCUCGGGCAGGAGUGCCACCUCCACGUCUUCGAGCAGGGCGGGGUGGCUCAGAUCGCGGGGGUGCACUCCCACCCCCUCCCAGACCUGCCCCGCGGCACCCUGGACCCGGCUGAGCUGGAGAGGAUGGUCACAAGGGGCCUGGGGAGCCCCUACCACCCGGUCUGUGAGCUCAUUUGCCUGGAGAACACCCACAGCAGCUCCGGGGGCCGUGUCCUCCCCAUUGACUACUUGCGCCAGGUGCAGCUCCUGGCCCGGAGCCACGGGGUCCGCAUCCACAUGGAUGGGGCCCGGCUGAUGAACGCCGCGGUGGCUCUGCACGUGCCCCCCGCCCACAUCGUGGAGCACUGUGACUCCGUGUCUCUCUGUUUCUCCAAGGGCCUCGGUGCACCGGCCGGGGCCUUGGUUGGGGGGCCCAAGCACUUCAUUGAAGAAGCCUGGCGCCUCCGGAAAGCUCUGGGCGGGGGCAUGCGCCAGGCCGGGGUGCUGGCUGCUGCCGCCCUAGUGGGACUGGCGGACUUCGAGGAGGUGCUGCAGAGGGACCACCAGAACGCCCAGAGAUUCGCCAAAGAACGUGUAGGGCAGCCACUGAGCCAUGAGGCGUGGGCCCAGGACAGUAGGAUGCUUUACCAGACCCCGGUGGAGGGUCUGGACCAAGCAGCACUCAACGGAGAUGAGGAUACUGAGGCCCAGAGGUUAACUGAUUUGCCCCAGGUCACACAGCUGGAAAGUAGUAGAGCCAAGUCUGUGUGGCUCCAAGGGUCCCUCUUUUCCCUGCGGCGGCUGGGCUGCCCUCUGCCCUUGCUGGGAUGA
Enhydra lutris kenyoni (northern sea otter) is the source of this 1134-nucleotide messenger RNA. RefSeq names its product probable low-specificity L-threonine aldolase 1. The transcript has 8 exons. Gene Ontology annotation, molecular function: L-allo-threonine aldolase activity. The coding region runs from base 1 to 1134 and encodes 377 amino acids. Gene Ontology annotation, biological process: glycine biosynthetic process; L-threonine catabolic process. The record is from RefSeq and is a predicted model, not a curated record. NCBI's taxonomy places the organism in Eukaryota, Metazoa, Chordata, Mammalia, Carnivora, Mustelidae. Gene Ontology annotation, cellular component: cytosol.